AAAGGAGUAUAAAGAUAAGAGUGCAACCUCCAAAUAUCCACUCUCUCCCUCUCAAAAACUCUUCUAUUUUCUCCGGCAAAGCUCAACAUUUAUUUUUAUUUUUAUGGCAUUUUCCGCUGUGUUUUCCGGAAGUGUUCUACAUUUCAAACCAUUAUCCGCAUCUAGGCCCGAAACCAAUUCAACUGGACAACGUCUCCCUACAAAAAUCACGAAAGCCCGGAAGCAAAAAUCGCGGAAUUUCAGGCCGCCGCCGCCGCCGCCAAAGCCGCCCCUAUCCUCCGCCGUGGAAGGCGGAGAGGCUACCACCUUCACCCGCCUACCUCCCAGAGACGACUUCGGCUUCGAUGAUUUAGCUUCACAGUCGGUAAGUGAAGUAAUCAAGCUUGCUGACAUUAAAGCUCCAGCUAUUAAAACCAAGAAAAUUAAUCCAAAAAAUGGAGAGAGUAAAGGGUUUGGUUCAAGAAUUGGUGUGAGUGAGGAAAAAUUGAGUCUUGAUGAUGAAUUUGAUGAUGAGGAUGAGGGAAUUGUCAAGAAAGUGGGGUAUGAUUAUGGAAGAUUCGAACUUUAUGAAGUGGGCUCGGACAAUGAUGACGAUGAUGAUGAUGAUUUUGAUGGAGAGGAAGGGUUUAUGGUGUCUGGUGAUGAAGAGGAAGAUGAAGAGGAAGAGGAAGAGGGACUUAGAGAGAAAGAGAAAGGGGUGCCGGCAGUGAUGAGAUGCUUCGAUAGGGCAAAGAUAUUUGUGAAGGCAGGGGAUGGUGGGAAUGGCGUGGUGGCGUUUAGGAGGGAGAAGUUCGUGCCGUUAGGGGGCCCGUCUGGCGGGGAUGGUGGGAGGGGAGGGAAUGUGUACAUGAAGGUGGAGGGGACUAUGAACUCACUGCUGCCGUUUAGGAAGAGUGUGCAUUUUCGGGCAGGGAGGGGCAGCCACGGGCAGGGCCAGCAGAAGAGUGGUGCGAAGGGUGAGGAUUUGGUGGUGAAAGUGCCCCCGGGGACUGUUGUGAGGGAGAGUGGUGGGGAUGUGCUCUUUGAGCUGCUGCAUCCAGGGCAGAGGGCGUUGCUUCUGCCUGGAGGGAGAGGUGGGAGGGGCAAUGCCUCGUUUAAGACGGGGACGAAUAAGGUGCCCAAGAUUGCAGAGAAUGGGGAAGAAGGGCUUGAAAUGUGGCUCGAGUUGGAGCUGAAAUUGGUUGCAGAUGUUGGGAUUGUCGGAGCUCCAAAUGCUGGGAAAAGCACGUUUCUCAGUGUCAUCAGUGCUGCUCAACCAGCCAUUGCAAAUUAUCCCUUCACAACUUUGCUUCCGAAUCUUGGUGUUGUUUCAUUCGACUAUGAUGCUACAAUGGUAGUUGCUGAUCUGCCUGGACUACUAGAGGGGGCUCAUCGAGGUUUUGGGUUAGGGCAUGAAUUCCUACGGCACACUGAGAGAUGUUCAGUUCUGGUACAUAUAGUCGACGGCUCGUCAGAGCAGCCUGAAUACGAGUUUGAUGCGGUCCGCCUUGAGCUGGAGAUGUUCAGCCCCGAGCUUGCUGAGAAGCCUUACUUAGUAGUGUACAACAAAAUGGACCUACCGGAGACAUCUGAAAAAUGGCCAUCAUUCAGAGAAGCUCUACGAUCACGAGGAUUCGAGCCCUUUUGCAUGAGCGCAGUUACCAGAAACGGGACACAGGAAGUCACGAACGCUGCUUAUGAGCUUGUGCAGAAAAAUGCAGCAGAUAAAGAUGAUGGUGAGGGGCUGCUCGAUUUGAAUUACGUGGCUGAUAAGAUGCAGAAGCAGCGGGCAGCUCCUAUAGGCGAGUUUGAGAUUUUACACGAUAGCAGUACCAGCUCGUGGCACGUGGAAGGAGCGGGCUUGCAGCGCUUCGUCCAAAUGACCAAUUGGAGAUAUAACGACUCUGAUCGAAGAUUUCAACAUGUUCUGGAGGCAUGUGGUGUCAAUAAAUCCCUCAAGAAACGAGGCGUGAAGGAGGGUGAUACAGUCGUCGUUGGAGGGAUGGAGCUCGUGUGGUACGACAGUGCAGACUCCGGCCACACGAGUAGGCGGAGGGCAGCAGAAUCGGCUGAAUGAAUUCGACUUGGAUCAUCAUCUCUCAAGGCUAGAUUAUCACCACUGAUAAGAUUAUUGUGAGAGCAAGAACGCGCUGAAGUGUUGGCAUUUCCAUUGCUUGGAGCAUGGACUAGACGACCAGAAACUCUAAACCCUGAACCCUAAACAGCUCUUUCUCCUCGUUGUUCGUUGCAUUGGUUUACGGCCAUCUUGUUGGAUGGAAGUAUUGCAUCUUCUUUCCGAAGGUGGUCACGAUACGCAUGCAAGCAGAUGACCCCGGAUUCACCGUGAAAUUUUUUCACAGUAUAUAGAUCUAGUGAGUUUGUGAAAUCUUUAUAUUCUUUUUGUUGUAAAAUUUGGAGAUAAUUUGUAAGGGAAAUGUUUGAGAAAGGUAAGCUCAAUCUUUUCUCA
Molecule: messenger RNA, 2446 nt
Organism: Salvia miltiorrhiza (redroot sage)
Lineage: Eukaryota; Viridiplantae; Streptophyta; Magnoliopsida; Lamiales; Lamiaceae
Product: GTP-binding protein OBGC, chloroplastic
Exons: 7
Coding region: 104-2056 (650 amino acids)
Cellular component (GO): mitochondrion
Molecular function (GO): GTP binding; magnesium ion binding; GTPase activity
Source: RefSeq, a predicted model, not a curated record